This is a messenger RNA of Pelecanus crispus (Dalmatian pelican), 1104 nucleotides long. NCBI's taxonomy places the organism in Eukaryota, Metazoa, Chordata, Aves, Pelecaniformes, Pelecanidae. The record is from RefSeq and is a predicted model, not a curated record.
UGCCCGCUGAGCCACUUCCAGUGGCAGAGCGUGUGCGCGGGAGAAGGGGCGCAGGGCUGCUACGUCCCCGCCCGCUGCUUCUCCGCGGAGAAGUUCUGCAGGCACUUCCAUCACCCGAACAGAAGCCUGCUCCCGCUCUUUGCCGUCAUGAACGGGAACGACUACGCUGACCUGGCAGCUCUCGAGGUGUUCUUCAGCAAGGUGCGCUUGCCGCGGGGGUGCGCGGCGGGGAAGCAGGGGAAGCACGUCCGCCUUCAGGGGCUUCUGAACUGGCUGGGGCCGUUUGCUGAGCCCAGCGAGGCUGUCGACAACGUGCUCAAACACCUCCAGAAGCACCAGAGAGAAGAAAUAAGGGAGCUUCUGUGCACUUCAAUGGAGGAUUAUACUCCGUCUGACGUGAAUCUCGAGGACUUUUUUCAGAAUGGGAAGUACGAAUGUGAGGCAGCCAGGAAAGCAGGCUUGCCCCGGUGGGUACUCGAUGCUUUGGCAAAAGGUAAGCUGGCCCCAUUCAUCAGCGAUGCCCUGAUACUAAGAAGUACCUUCCUCCAUGUUCAGGUGGAGAACAUGCAGAGACCUAGCGCGCAUAGCACAGCUUUGCCCAUUCGACAAGUUAUCUAUGGACUGCUUCUGAAAGUAUCUCAAAAUACUGAAGCUGCUUCUCCAAGUAAGCAGACCAACGAGCUGCCAGUUGUAUGUGAAUUUGACAGACUCCAAAAGACACUUAAAAAAACAUUUGUUCAAGCAGCAAGCCUACCCACAGAUUUUUGUGAUGGUCAUUUUCCUUUGGACAAGUUAAUGGAGGUGCCCAUGUCAUGCCGUCAGAUGCUUUUGCUGGAGACUCUAGGAGUGAAAAUGAGUUUCCUAGAAUCUAUCCCCAGUCACUUACAACUCCCUGUUGCUGUAACAUGUUACUGGAUAUGUUACUCAGAACCAAAAGUUAAGUUGCAUCAAUUAAAGGCUUUACUUCUAAUGAUGGUAUCUGGAGAACUGCACAGAAUAACAAAUGAUCCAGGCUUUACAAUGGAACCCUUGUGCACAGACUGUAUCAAGAGCUUAAAUCAACACCUUCAGUGGAAAAUCUGUUUAGUUCAUCUCCAAAGAUGA